GGGAUGUCCGGGGGGUCGUGGAGCUUUGAGAGGCGGGGUUUACGCGUUGUCGUCGCUGGUGGAGGAGGCAGCAGCACCGCCGAGCUCCAUAAGAUCCUCCGCCUCUGUAUUUUCGUGAUAGGACCAUUCUCCUCCUCCUCCCUCCAUCUAUCUAUCCAUCCAUCUCUCCAUCCAUCCGGCUCUGGAAAAGGCACCCGCUCCAAGAAAAGAAAAAAAAAAACAAGAAAAGAAAUUCAACCAAGUGCGUAAAAAUGCUGGCGUGCACCGAGAUGAUCACCAUGUGUCUCCAAUCUGCCAAACAAGAACAUUUACGAAAGCAGCAACUGGACCACAACCACAACCAAGGCAUCGCUAUUUUCCAAGAUAUAUUCCGACGGGCGGACAAGAACGAUGACGGGAAGCUGUCCAUGGAGGAGUUUCAUUCCUACUUCACUGACGGCAUCCUGACCAAAGAGCAGAUGCAGGAGCUGUACUACUCCAUCGACCGGCAGCGUUCCGAGAACCUGGACAUCGACCAACUCGCAGAGUACUUCAGUCCACAUCUGGGUGAAUACGUCAACGUCCUCUCUGCGCUGGAAAAGCUCAACGUGGCCAUUUUAAAAGCCAUGGACAAAACUAAAGAGGACUACCAGGGCUCUUCGGUGCUGGGACAGUUCGUGACUCGGUUCCUCCUCAGAGAGACGUCCACUCAGCUGCAGUCGCUCCAGUCGUCUCUGGACUGUGCCGUGGACGCGGUGCUGGACCAGAGCGGGUCGGGCCGGGGGGUCGUGAGGAAGCCCGAAGACCUGCCCAUCCUGAAGAACAACAAACGGCCCGGGAGACGCAUCCAGAAGAACAUGUGCCUGUCCCCCACUGACCCCUACUCCGGCAUGCUCACCACAGGGGUGAGUGUGGAGCCGGAGAACCCGUGGGGGUCUCAGGUGGAUCGUCUGGAGCAGCUCGUGGACAAACUGGACUGUGAGACUCCACAACUUGAACCUCUGCAGGAAGACACAUUAGCAGGGACGUACAAAUCAAACAUCCUGUUGGUUCAGAGACAAAUGUCGGUGAAGGAGAAGGAGGUGGAUCAGUUUCAAGAAGCUCUUAAAGUUUACACAGAAGCCUCCAGCAGCCAACCACAGAACCUGCACGUCUCCCUCCAGAACCUGCCCGACAGGUCCUGCUUCAUAAUGUACGAGUUCUGGCAGGACCGUCUCUCCUGGAUGAGCUUCCUGCAGUCGCCCAUUAGCAAGACAUUCCAGCGCUGUGUUAUCAACUCUCUGGAGGAGCCCGAGAUGGUGUCUACGAUGCUGCUCCCAGCUUCUUGGUGGAUCAUGAACAACAACAACUGACGAAGCCCAGACUGGAGGCUGGAUCUGGGCACGUCUUGAACCAACAGGAGAAUUCUACUCCUACUUUCUGUUAUGUUUUCCUUCUUUGAGAUCCCUUUUUCCUCGCGGCAUGACUGGAAAUGGGUCGUAAAACAAGAUGUGGCUCAGAUGAAUCAGCAGAUGGACAGUGAAAAGAGCCGAGGUAAUGCAAUAUUAGCCAUCAGGAUGUUCUAUAGUCGUGUUUCCAUGGAUACCAAGAACUUCAAGGAAAUGUCCCCGACAGCUGUCACAGGUUGAAUGGAAAAGUUUGGUUUUAACUUAAUAUAACGCAAUCUAUGACAAAUUAAAACGUAUAGAAAGAAAACUCCAGUACUUUAGAGCGUGUUCAGGCCAUAGACUGUAUAUAUAAAUGGACAUAGCUAACGUGCUAGCCGUUGCGUUCCAGUGGAGAAGUGAUCAUUGGCGCUCCAUCGAUUCUGGCUCCACUUCACUUUACAUUGUCGCCCUUUUUUCGGUAACUGCUGCUGUCAGACUCGUCAUUUUGGUCUUAAAAUGUUCGCACACAGCCCGGCCAAAAAAAAAAUCGCCACCUGGAUUUAACGAAGCAAAUAGGUACGAACUGGUGCAAUGAGUUACUUCUUAUUUCUUAAACAACCACAUCGAAAGACACAUCCUGAGGUCGUGGAAAAGAUGUUAGUCUGUUUGAGAAGGGUCAAAUCAUUGGCGUCAAGCAGAGAAAACAUCUAAAGAGAUCGCAGAAACUACUAAAACCGGGUUAAGAACUGUCCAACGCUUUAUUAGAAACUUCGUGGAAUGAAUUGUCGAAUGAAUGCGACGCUUAAAAGUUUGGUGGAUUCAAAUCGAAGAAAAACAAUAGUAGAAAAACUCAGGGCUGUGUUUAAUAGUGAAAGUAAGAGCGUUUUUUUAAGGUGGUCCAACAAAAUAUACAGUGUGAGGCUUUUUUUUGGUGGCAACGUUUUUUGGGGUUUUUUUGGCCAGGCAGUGUAUUAACCUACAUAAUCAUUGUGUUUUUAUUUAGCUAUUUUGUCCAUGAAUCAAGAUAUGAACAUUAAUAACAUUCAAAUCAGCCGUCUUAUUUUUUAAACCACAUCGAAAGACCCAUCCCGUGGUCGUGGAAAAGAUGUUAGUCUGUUUGAGAAGGGUCAAAUCAUUGGCGUCAAGCAGAGAAAACAUCUAAGGCGAGUGCAGAAGCUACUAAAAUUAAGAACUGUCCAACGCUUUUAUUAGAAACUUCUUGGAAUGAAUCGUCGAAUGAAUGACCGUGAUCAGCGACACUUAAAUGUUUGGUGAAAUCAAAUCAAAGAAAAGCAACAGUAGAAAAACUCAGGGCUGUGGUUAAUAGUGAAAGUAAGAGCGUUUUUUAAAAGGCGGUCCAACGAAAUAUAGAGUGUGUGAGCUUUUUUUUUUGGUGGCGACGUUUUUUUUUUGGCCAGGCAGUGUAUUAACCUACAUAAUCCUCGUGUUUUUAUUUAGCUAUUUUGUCCGUGAAUCAAGAUAUGAACGUUAAUAACAGACAAAUCAGGCGUCUUCUUUCCCCGAGGUCGUCCCGGUAGCGUUAGCAACAGGUUUCACUGACACCGUUGCUAAGGGAACGCUAAGGGAAGAGGCUUUACCUUCAACAGCCUCGCUCCGGAUUGGCUCGUCGGUUGUUACGAUACUCGAUAUAACUGCUAGCCUCGAUUAGCUUCAUUUCACUUCGUCCAUUUCUUUACACAGUCUAUGGUCAAAAUGAAAUGCUUGGGUUUAAAAAAUGAAUUAAAAACGAUAUGAAAACACGACUAGCCGUUUGUUUGUAGCUCGAGAGCACAGAGGUUUUUUAAAUGCAUGGUUUUAUCGAUGCUCGUUUCUUUCGCAUCUUAGUGUAGAUAUUGCAAGAACCUGUCUCUCCAUCACUGGCUGUUCAGUAGAUUAUGAAAAGUAGUGCGUUUUUUCUUCUUCUAUGUGAAACUGUUGGCUGUUUUCAAACCUUUUUUCACAUCGUGUUUCGGUUAAAGGGUCACAUGACUGUCAAGGUAAACAAAUACAAAAAAAUAUGUAUCUGUGUUUCACUCCAGCACUUUAGACAAACAGAUAAAUGGACCUAAUUAGAAAGUAGAUUUAAGGCAGAGGCUGUAGACGUGUAUUAAAAUAGUAGAAAUAUAUUGUAUAAAUUAAAUAUUCAAAUGUAGCGAGAUAUUAUUAUAAUUAUAAGAAAUAGACAGAAUUAUAAAAAUGAGUCAAUAUUUAUCUGUGUUUUCAGGAAGGUUCAACGGCACAGU
Messenger RNA from Periophthalmus magnuspinnatus, 3589 nucleotides. RefSeq names its product N-terminal EF-hand calcium-binding protein 1-like. The record is from RefSeq and is a predicted model, not a curated record. The coding region runs from base 252 to 1331 and encodes 359 amino acids. The transcript has 12 exons. Gene Ontology annotation, molecular function: calcium ion binding. Gene Ontology annotation, biological process: regulation of amyloid precursor protein biosynthetic process. Gene Ontology annotation, cellular component: Golgi cis cisterna; cytoplasm; endoplasmic reticulum. NCBI's taxonomy places the organism in Eukaryota, Metazoa, Chordata, Actinopteri, Gobiiformes, Gobiidae.